AUGUCUUCAAAAUUAUUUAAAUACAAAAAACAAGGAGAGAAUUUCAUACUUACUGUUAAGGAUUCUUAAGAACUUGCACAAUAAUUGAGAAAUGAACACACUCAACUUUCUAAGUAGAUUGCAGAUUUUGAAAUGAAAAAAUAAUUAGUUGAAGAUAAAUUAAGAGAAUUAUCAAUUAAGUUCAAUACAUUUUACUAAUAUAGUGAUUAACCUGAAGUACCCCAUAUGGUUUUUAAAAUGCCCAUUGAACCUAUCCAAGAAGAGUCAAAUACUAACUAACAAAUUUUUUAUCAAUUAAAUGACUACUAAUAAUAUAUACCAGAGAAGUAAGAACAUUAAAUAAAAACGAAAAGAGAACUUUUUGAAUAUUUUAGUUAUAAAACAGAUAUUUAAGAAAGUUUUGAUGAUCUCAAUGAUAUAACAAUCCUUAAGAAACUUUCUGAAUAAUUUGGAAUUAAAACAAAUAAUACAAAUAAAUUAAAAUAACAAUUAAAAAUUAUUUAAUCAUAUUUGUAAAAUUAAUCCUUUCCCUCAUCCUGGAAUUAAAUAUAUAAUUAGGAAUUAUUUGAAAAAUUAGAAAUUUGA
Messenger RNA from Paramecium sonneborni, 585 nucleotides. The record is from the annotation of a GenBank genome assembly. Lineage: Eukaryota; Ciliophora; Oligohymenophorea; Peniculida; Parameciidae.